This is a messenger RNA of Paramecium tetraurelia, 2235 nucleotides long. RefSeq lists its product as uncharacterized. Lineage: Eukaryota; Ciliophora; Oligohymenophorea; Peniculida; Parameciidae. The record is from RefSeq and is a predicted model, not a curated record. The transcript has 3 exons.
AUGAAUUAAAUCAUGCAGGUUUAAGGGGAAGUAGGAUAGCAUAAAGGAUACAAAGCUAUAAAAAUUGUAUCAAAUGCACAUGAACUAAUGAGGAAGAGCAAAUCUCUCACAAACUGUAUUGGUGAAUUAGCCAUUCAAGAUAUCUGUAAGAAACUGCUCCAAGAUCAAUUUAACUCUAUCAAAAGUUAUGACAUCCCAAAAGGGGAAGACAAACCAGGAAUUCAAUUCAAAUCAGUUCACAGUAUGUAUGACUUACAAGCAUUAAAGAUAACUAAACUAUACAAAAAAAAUGAAAGGAAUGAAAUUGAAAGGCAAGUCAGAUCUCAAUUAGCCAAAGAGCCAGAUAAACAGUUACUUCUCUCCGAAAUUUAUGAACAGCUGGAAGACAAUUCUGAUGGUGAAGUACUAAAGAGGAAAUAAAAAGUUAAAGAGGAAUCCCUAGCCACUCAGUCAAAAGAAUAUGAUGAAUCUCAAGAUUAAUUGACAGACCUUAAAUAAUGGACAAAGAAAAUGAAGGAAUAAAAGAAGAAGUUAUAAAAUAACAAAGUAGAGACUGAAGCACUAAUCUCUCUGCCUAGAAGCAAAGAGAGAGCGUAAACUGAGAUAAAGAAGCCUUUGCUUCGACAAUAGGGAACCAGGCACUUAAAGAUUGACAAAUCAAGCUCACCUACGAAUUCUCAAAAUACUCCUAAAUCUUAUAAGGAUGCUUUGAAAAAUGCAGUUUCUAAGGCCAAAUAGCUUAAGGGUUUAAAUGGAGAUCUGAGUGUUGAACGUUCUGUGGAAUAAUAUCUAUAGAAAGCAUCAACAGUAGCCUUAAAUGAACUUAAAGAAAUUGGAGAACUUAAUGUUGAUGAAGAGAAAGGCCUUACUACAAAUUUCGAUUACACCAAUGAGGAUAUUUAAAGAAUGUAUAAUACUCUUGUUAAAGUUCAGAUUUCGUAAUUCAAAUCAGAAGCUGAAAAGGCUAAAUUUUAUAAAAAAUAAUCAUAAUUAAUAGCCAAUAAAUUAAUUCAAAAGAUUAGACAAAAUGAAACUAUUAUUGAUGCUAGAGUCACAGCAUAAGAGAAACUAAGAUUGGAAACUCAUGAUUUUCAUGAUAAAGUUAUUCAAAUUAAAUAGUUAUCUUAACAAUUGUAAUAGGAAAUAUAAGAUAUGAAGGAUCCUAAGUUACCAACCAGUAUGUAAAUGAGUAAAUCCCGAAUGUCUUUAGUCAACCAAUUUAUGUCUUAGUAAAAUAAAGAAAAGGAGUUAUAAUAAGAUUUGAAUGUCUUAAGAGAAAGCAGAAUAGCAUAUAAACAUAAAAUACUUUUUAAUAAAAAAACAUUAGAAUAAAUAGAUUCUGAUAUCCAAAUUAAAAAAAAGGAGAAUAAGAAUUUAUAAAGAUGUCUUAUAAACUUUUAUUUCUAAGUCCUGAAAAAUGGUUAAGAUGUUAGAAACACAGGAAUAGCCUGGGUUGUAUCAAGACUGAAUUCACUAAAUGAGAAAUCCUCUUAUUCAUGUUUCCCAGAAUAUUUAGAUUAAAAAUCAAAGGAAUUUUUAUUGCAAAAAGCUCUUAUGUUAUAAGAAAUAGACUAAUUAGAAAAAGAGUUGAGUGAAUCUUUCAAAUAAUACAAACAAGAAUAAUCCCUUGAUAAUAGUUUGGCUAUAAUACAAUAAAGCUUAUCUCAUAAUGAUUCUUUAGAGGUAUCGUCAUUGCCAUCCAUCUUCCCUUAUGAUAGUCAUAAACUAUCAGCAAUUGAUUUGACAUAGGCAAGAUUAGAAGCAACCAAGAGUAGCCGAAAUACUUAUUAACUCGAUAAGUUAGGUCCCAUUACUUUAGGUUUAACAAAUGAAGAUGUAGAGAAUUUAGAAAAUAUGUUAACAAGGUUAAACCAAAAGAAUUUGCCAGUGACAAAUGGGACACUCAUUUAUAGAGAGACUUAAAAAAGAAUCAAAUAACAUAUAAAAUAAUAAGGAUCUAUGGAUGUGUCUCAAAUUAACGACUCCUCAACUGUUUUAAAGGAGCAAGCCAUUCAUUCUUACGAUAAAUGUAACUCUUAACUAAAUAAACUAAAAAUAAAAUUAUAACAUUUGGAUGAUGAAUAAGUAACUAGAAUUGUAAAAGAGUUUGACUAUAAGAAUUACAGCAAAAGGUUUAGCAUAGAUCCAAUAACAGUAAUUUCCUGUUUAGUGGGAGGACCUAGAUGUGACAGAGAGAUUGUGAAAUAGGGAAUGAAGAAAGUCCAUUAUGAUUGA